AUGGUGCACCCAAUAGCAGAGGCAAAUGAUCAUAGCCCCUUCGGAACCCUCACUCCGGACGAGUUCUACGCUCGCCACUCAGUGACUCACCACUCCGAGUUUGUUACUAACCCUAGAGGCCUUAAGCUUUUCACUCAGUGGUGGAUCCCUCAGCCUCCAACAAACCUCAUCGGAACCCUCGCCGUCGUCCACAGAUUUUUCGAGGAGUCCAGUUGGCUUAUCCAACUAACUUCUGUCUACUUCGCUAAGGCCGGAUUUGCCACUUGCGCCAUCGACCACCAAGGCCACGGUUUCUCCGAUGGUUUAGUCGCUCAUAUCCCUGACAUCAACCCCGUCGUGGAUGACUGCAUCACCUUCUUCGAAUCCUUCCGCUCUCGCUUCGAUCCCUCGUUACCAUCCUUUCUCUACUCGGAAUCUCUCGGUGGAGCUAUCGCGCUUUUCAUCACUCUCCGCCGAACCGGACUGCCGUGGAACGGCCUCGUCCUCAGCGGCGCCAUGUGUGGCAUCAGCGACAAGUUCAAACCGCCAUGGCCGUUGGAACACUUUCUCUCAAUCGCAGCGGCGAUUAUACCGACGUGGCCCGUCGUUCCCACUCGUGGCUCGAUUCCGGACGUUUCGUUAAAGAUGGAGUGGAAGAGGAAACUUGCAAUUGCGAGUCCGAAGAGGACAUUGGCACGUCCACGCGUCUCGACGGCACUGGAAUUGUUGAGGAUUUGCAGUGAGCUGCAGGGAAGGUAUGAGGAAGUGGAUGUGCCAUUUCUGGUUGUGCAUGGCAGCGACGACGUCAUUUGCGAUUCAAGUUACGUGGAGGAGUUGUACGCACGGGCUAAGAGCAAAGAUAAGACGCUGAAUAUAUAUGAUGGAAUGUGGCAUCAGUUGGUUGGAGAACCGAAAAAGAAUGUGGAGUUGGUUUUUGGUGAUAUUUUCGAAUGGCUUCGCAAACGCGCCGUCGUGGAUGGUGCUAAUUAG
Messenger RNA from Lathyrus sativus (Indian pea), 969 nucleotides. NCBI's taxonomy places the organism in Eukaryota, Viridiplantae, Streptophyta, Magnoliopsida, Fabales, Fabaceae. The record is from the annotation of a GenBank genome assembly.